AUGACGCGCCGCCGGUCGAUUUCGGCGGACACCGAACGUACCGCGCCGGCUCGUAGCGAUAAAACCGAUACGAAAUCGGCGGCGGCGCGGUGCCGGUAUUAUUUACCCCCGAAUGACUACGACGACGACGACAACGGACGACGCAACGCAACGCAGUCCGCCCGACGUUCGCCAGUCUUGUGCACACGCUCGCCGCGACGGGUUUUCUGUCUCACGUCGCUGUGUCUGAGUAUCUGCAUUCCGCGCAAAAAGUAUUUUGUUCGUAUUCGAUUAUUAACAUUUGAAUUUGCCGUUCACUGCUUGACGUUGUUUACCGGUCACCGGUACGCAAUAAUAACGAUAACACCGUCCGUUAUUUACCCGUUAGUAGUCCCUCGUCUCUCGAUAAUAAACAUCGGGGCACAGUGACGACGUUUGGUUUCGUACUGCGACACGUCAGUCGCAUACAAGCGUUUUUUCAUCUCCGUAUUUUCUUUUCAGUCCGUACCGGCAAAGCGAAUCUAUUUUCGCUUCAAACACCUCCGUCACCGCCGCCGCCGCCUCCGAUUGA
Messenger RNA from Cinara cedri, 550 nucleotides. Lineage: Eukaryota; Metazoa; Arthropoda; Insecta; Hemiptera; Aphididae. The record is from the annotation of a GenBank genome assembly.